AAAGGUGCGCGUCUGGAAAUAGCCCAGGAAGGACCCCUUGUCUGACAAAUCUCGUAGUGCGCGCUACUCAACCGUGACGCUCAGUCACCUUCGAUAAAGUAAACAUGGAGAGACGAUAUCAAUGCAGCCAAUGUAACGCAUCAUUUUCAAGACCAAGCAAACUUCAAAGUCACAAAAGAAUAUGGGGUCAUCAAAAUUCAUACGAAUGUGAUAUAUGUCACAAGAAAUUUGCACGAGAAGAUAACCUUAAGACCCACAGAGAGAAACACGGAAACAAUGUAUACCACGAGUGUGAUGUUUGUCAUAAAAUAUUUGGUAGAAAAGACAACUUAGACCUACACAAACGAAGCCUGCAUCUACAACUUGGGAGAGGCGCAAAAAGGAAGCUAAGUCCAAAUCAUUCUACAAGUGUUAAACGAAGGAUUACUAAGUACGACGACCCUGAAGAUAGUUACACAAUCAGAGCAGUUGAAGAACAAAAUAUGCCAAAGUUUAAUACCCGAUCCAUGAGAUACAAAGUGACAUUUCACGGCCUAGAAAUUCGAAGUCUACAAAAUAUUUUGAAAAGCUUGAAAAUCUUAUUUUCAUCCAUAUUAAGAGACAUUACUGAAUACAUGAGUAGAGACGAUCUCGUGCGUUUAUCAGUACAGUCUCCAGAGCUGGAUUUCCCCAUCACCCUGCCAUUCAGACGCUUAUCACAAUUGACAGCUGAAACUUUCCUGUCGGAAGUAGAACGGGUACUUCAGUCUUAUGAGGAGUUUGUUCUAGACGAGUCCCUUGAUGUUGAUAUUAUUCACGUUCGACUUCCAUCAGGUGGAGUUGGCAAACGAUGCAAGUACAUAGAUCUGGGUAGAAUGUUAAAGGAAAAACGAGGAAUUAUCCGUAUCAGCAAUCCAGAUGAUCUAUGCUGCGCCCGAGCGAUAGUCACAGCGAUAGCUCGCAUUGAUAAACAUCCAAAAUGGGAACGCAUUCGCCAUGGGGGAAAGAUUCAGACAGAUUUGGCAAUUCAACUUCAUAGAAAAGCUGGUGUACCACUGCGCAGAUGUGCGAUUAAAGAUUUACAGCUGUUUCAGAAAGUUCUACCAGAUUUUCAAUUAAACGUACUUUCAAAAGACAGUUUUAAUUCACUGGUUUACCAAGGACACGAUGCAGAAAAGAAAAUAUAUCUUUACCAUCAUGACGACCACUAUGAUGUUGUAACAAAAGUAGCAGGGUUUCUUAGCCGUAAUUAUUUUUGUACCAAAUGCAACAAAGGUUAUGACCACAAAGAAAGACAUUUUUGCAACAACGUAUGCAGGUGCUGUCAUAAGUUGCAUUCAGAUAUGACAGAAAAUUGGAAGUUUUGUCCUGAUUGCAACAGAUCCUUCAAAAAUCCUACAUGUUUUGAGCUGCACAGAUUCAAACCUGUGAAAGGUCACAGUACUUGUGAAACGUACUACAAAUGUCAACAAUGUACCAGGACAAUCAACAGACGUCUGCAUAAAAGGGAGCACGUUUGCGGUGAGAAAUAUUGCAAUACAUGUAUGGAUUAUGUGGACGAAACUCAUCAAUGCUUUAUGAAACCGGAUGGAACUGAAUUUCCCUGCGAGGAUGAGGAGCAGUUCACCAUCGAAUUCAACAAAAAGAAACAAAACCAAGAUGACUCUGAAGAAGACGAUCCAAAUGUGUACAUAUUUUUUGAUUUUGAGUGCACACAGGAUCAGGUUUUAGAAUGCAGCAAAGGGCACCAAAAGUCAUCCAAGGAUACAAAAUGCGUCAACUGUAAACAGACUUGGUGUGGAAUGAAAAAGCACAUACCAAAUCUUUGUGUUGUCCAAAAGGUUUGCGAUGAUUGUAAAACAAGAAAAACAGAUGCCGACAGCAUUUGCCCCAACUGUGGCAAAAAUGAACUUAUUUUUCAUGGUCCAAAUACACGAGACGACUUUUGCAAAUGGCUGUUUUCUGAGAAAAAUAAAGACGCAAAAGUCAUCUGUCAUAAUUUUAAAGGAUACGACAGUUAUCCGAUCAUGAGUUACUUGUAUGAAAACGGAAUUCUUCCUGAGGUCAUCAUGAAUGGUUCAAAGUUGAUGUGCCUUGAUGUACCAAAGUGCAACAUUAGAUUUCUUGAUUCCAUUAAUUUCAUUCCCAUGGCAUUGGAUAAAAUGCCUAAAACAUUUGGAUUCACAGAAAUGGCAAAGGGAUACUUUCCCCAUCUAUUCAAUACCACAGAGAACCAGACAGUUGUCUUGCAACACUUGCCUGAUGUACAGUAUUAUCAUCCUGAUGGGAUGAAACCAGACAAAAGAAAAAGUUUUUUGAAGUGGUACAAAGAACAUAAAAACGACAAAUUUGAUUUCCAAAAAGAACUUUUGAAGUACUGCAGGUCGGAUGUUGAUAUACUUCGAAAAUGCAGUCUUAGAUUUAAAGAACUUUUCGAAGAAAUGACAGCUGUUAAUGGCAAGGAGGGUAUUGACCCUUUUCAACGUUGCAUUACAAUUGCAUCGGCGUGUCAGUUAGUUUUUCGAAGACAUUUCCUAGAGGAGAAUUGUAUAGGAAUCAUUCCACCUCAUGGAUAUAAACCCGAAACCAAACACUCAAUCAAAGCAUUGCAGUGGCUGAAAUAUAUGUCACAAAAACUAGGCAAAAAGAUUCAACAUGCCCGAAAUGGAGGAGAGAAGGUCAUUGGGCCUUAUAAAGUCGAUGGUUAUUAUGAAAACGAUGAGGAAAAGGUUGUUUUGGAAUUUCAUGGAGAUUUCUGGCACGGGAAUCCAGAGUGCUACUCAGCAGACACAUAUAAUCCUGUUCGUGGUCUCACAAUGGGUGAACUCUACCAAGAAACUAUGGACAAGCAACAGUAUUUGCAAAACAAUGGUUACAAAUAUGUCUAUGAAUGGGAGAAGAAUUUUGACCAGAAAGUUACCGAGGAUACAGAAUUGAGGGAAAUCAUUGCUACCCUUAACUUGCAAACUCCACUUGUACCUCGCGAUGCUUUCUUUGGUGGAAGAACAGAGGCCUUUCAGCUGUUUGCAGAGGCGGAUGACAAUACAUCAAUCAAGUACUAUGAUGUUACGUCCCUUUAUCCUUUCAUAAACAAGACUGGGAAAAUUCCUAUCGGACACCCGGACAUUAUCACGGAAAAAUUCAAGGACAUUUAUUCUUACGAAGGGCUUGUUAAAUGUAAAGUGCUACCUCCACACGGACUAUUCAUUCCUGUUUUGCCAACAAGAGUUAACGGGAAACUCUUAUUUGGGCUCUGUAAAACAUGUAUGGAAACAAAACAUAUAUCAAAAUGUACACAUUCUAAAGCAGAUCGUUCGAUUAUCGGCACAUGGGUCACCGAUGAGUUGAAAAAAGCGAUUGAAAAGGGGUACAAGAUAACCGAAAUGUACGAGGUCUGGCACUUUGAAAAUAUCUCCCAGUACGAUUCAAUGACAAAAACGGGGGGAAUCUUUACAGAUUACGUAAAUACUUUCCUCAAAGUGAAACAAGAAGCAAGUGGUUGGCCUGACUGGUGUAAAUCGGAGGAUGACAAAAGGAAAUACAUUCAUGAUUAUUACUGUAGGGAAGGUAUUUUAUUAACAUAUGACAAAAUCAAGUUUAACCCAGGGUUAAGAGCUCUUGCAAAGUUAAUGCUCAACAGUUUCUGGGGAAAAUUUGGCCAAAGGUUGAAUUUACCAAAAACACAGUAUCUCUCUGAACCUGUCAAGUAUUUCGAUUUAUUGAGUAGUGAUGAACAGAACGUGUUAGAUGUCAGUUUUGUUAAUGAUGAAAUGGUUCGGAUUCAGUGGGUCAACAAUGAUGAUUUCAUUGAGAACACUGGGAGAACGAAUGUCAUCAUCGCGGCUUACACAACAGCACAAGCUCGUCUCAAAUUGUAUUCCUACUUGGAAAAACUUGAUAGACGAGUACUUUAUGCUGACACCGACUCAAUAGUAUUCACCACUAAGCCUGGAGAAUGGGAACCAGAACUGGGUGAUUACCUUGGGGACUUAACCAAUGAAGUUCCUGACAAUGAAAUCGAAGUGUUUGUAACUGGCGGACCUAAAAAUUAUGCAUACACUUUGAAAACACCAGGGAUUGAUGGAAAGAUUUCUCUGUGUAAAAUACGAGGAAUCACCCUAAGUUAUGCCAAUCUACAGAAAAUCAAUUUUGAAACUAUACAAGAGAUGGUUCAAAGUAUGGAAGACAAAGAUGACGCAAAAAUUACAGUUACAGACUUCCACAAAAUCGCAAGAGACACUAAAACAAUGAAUAUCAUCACCAAAGUUGAAGAAAAAGACUAUAAGAUUGUUUUUGAUAAACGUGUUUUGUUUGGACAUUUGUCAAAUCCUUAUGGAAUGUAAUUAAGUAAACAAUCCAUAUGCGUUAUACACUGUCUGUAAAUAUAUGUUAUAGAAUAUAUCAAUAAAAUAUUGUUUGAUUUUA
This is a messenger RNA of Ostrea edulis (European flat oyster), 4404 nucleotides long. RefSeq lists its product as uncharacterized. Gene Ontology annotation, molecular function: DNA binding; DNA-directed DNA polymerase activity; nucleotide binding. The transcript is spliced from 2 exons. Gene Ontology annotation, biological process: DNA replication. Bases 105 to 4322 code for a protein of 1405 amino acids. The record is from RefSeq and is a predicted model, not a curated record. NCBI's taxonomy places the organism in Eukaryota, Metazoa, Mollusca, Bivalvia, Ostreida, Ostreidae.